CUCUUACAAUCACUUCAAAAUGGGUAAAGGUAAACCAAGAGGUCUUCAGGCCGCUCGCAAGCUCCGCACCACUCGCCGUGAGAAUCGCUGGGCUGAUAAGCAUUACAAGCGUCAGGCCCUCGGAACGGCCUUCCGUUUCUCCCCUUUCGGAGGUUCCUCCCAUGCCAAGGGCAUCGUUCUUGAGAAGAUCGGUGUUGAGGCCAAGCAGCCCAACUCUGCUAUUCGUAAGUGCGUCCGUGUCCAGCUCAUCAAAAACGGCAAGAAGAUCACUGCCUUCGUCCCCAACGAUGGUUGCUUGAACUUUGUCGAUGAGAACGACGAAGUCCUCAUUGCUGGUUUCGGUCGUUCCGGCCACGCCGUUGGAGAUUUGCCCGGUGUCCGUUUCAAGGUCGUUAAGGUCUCUGGUGUCUCUCUCUUGGCUUUGUGGAAGGAGAAGAAGGAGAAGCCCCGUUCCUAAAUAUUGGAGCUGGUUUUUCUGUUCUGAACUUUCCAUUAACAUUUCCAUGGCUGAAAUAAAUAAUAAGAAAAAAGAUUCACGAAUAACUGUCAUAAU
Messenger RNA from Lobosporangium transversale, 553 nucleotides. Its product is annotated as ribosomal protein s23. NCBI's taxonomy places the organism in Eukaryota, Fungi, Mortierellomycota, Mortierellomycetes, Mortierellales, Mortierellaceae. The record is from RefSeq and is a predicted model, not a curated record. The transcript is spliced from 4 exons. Gene Ontology annotation, biological process: translation. The coding region runs from base 20 to 457 and encodes 145 amino acids. Gene Ontology annotation, molecular function: structural constituent of ribosome. Gene Ontology annotation, cellular component: cytosolic small ribosomal subunit; ribosome.